GUCUGCUGAGCGCUCUGUCGCUGUGACGCACUCUUCGCCCGGGUUGGCCACCAACACUUUUGCUCUUUUGCUCACGCAUUUUCUGCAAAGAAAUAUCUGUUCCUGUUGAGAAUGACCUGAGAGACAUCAACCGAGGGCUGUGAGUGGGUGCGUAAACGCCGGCUUGUGCACAACCGACAGGCGCAGGUGGAUGGAUGGAUUGCUGGAUGGAUGGAUGGAUAGAUAGAUCUCAACGAUGGACUUGAUAUGAGGAGGACCUUAUCUUCCAAGAAAUGUCUCCAUUCAGCUGAGAAGUGACAACUUCCUCGUACGCCCGCCAACUUAACGCUCAGCAGCUAUGGCGCUGGAUCAAUGGUCCUUCCUCUCAUCUCCGCCCAACAUGACCAUCCCCGAACCCCUGCUGUACGACAGCUUCCUCCAGGGCAACGAGUCCGGCCUGGACCUGAACCUGACAGUCGAGACAAGGGAGCCCCACCAGGACAAGACCAGCUCGGUCGUCAUCACCUUCAUCUACUUUGUCGUUUGCGGCGUGGGGCUUUGUGGCAACGCCCUGGUCAUCUACGUCAUCCUGCGCUACGCCAAAAUGAAGACGGUGACCAACAUAUACAUCCUCAACCUGGCGGUGGCAGACGUGCUGUGCAUGAUGAGCCUGCCGUUCAUCGCCUUGCAGCUGGCGCUGGUGCAUUGGCCCUUUGGCGAGGUGCUGUGCAGGGUGAUCAUGACUGUGGAUUCGCUCAAUCAGUUCACCAGCAUCUUUUGCCUCAUGGUCAUGAGCAUCGAUCGAUACUUGGCCGUGGUUCACCCUAUUAGGUCGACAAAAUGGCGGAAGCCCCGCGUAGCCAAGUUCAUCAACCUGACAGUGUGGGGUGUGUCGCUGUUAGUCAUCCUACCUACGAUGAUUUUCAGCGGUCUGGACAAGGUGCCGGUAUGCAGCAUCAUUUGGCCCGAGCCCCAGGAUGUCUAUUACACCGCCUUCAUAUGUUACACCUUCUUCAUUGGAUUCUUCCUACCCCUGGCUGUCAUCUGCAUGUGCUACCUGCUAAUCAUAGUCAAGGUGAAAUCGUCAGGCAUGCGCGUGGGUUCAACCAAGCGCAAGCGUUCAGAGCGCAAGGUGACGCGGAUGGUUUCCAUCGUCGUCGCCGUCUUUGUCCUCUGCUGGCUGCCCUUCUACAUUUUCAACGUCACGUCGGUCACCAGCUCUAUCAACCCCACGUCUGCCGUCAAGAGCACCUUCGAUUUCGUGGUGGUGCUGGGCUACGCCAACAGCUGCGCCAACCCCAUCCUCUACGCCUUCCUGUCGGAGAACUUCAAGAAGAGUUUCCAGAAGGUCCUGUGCCUGAAAAUGGUGACGGGCCUGGAUGAGAUGGAGCGGAGCGACAGCAGGGCGGACAGGAGCCGGAUGGUUAACAACGCCUUGAUCAUCAACGCCAAUUUGGAGGCUCACAACACGGCGUUGCUCAACGGCGAGCUGCAAACCAGCAUUUAAGGGCCAAGGUCCAGAAGAGGAACUGCUUGAGAUGGUCACUACUGCAGGGGGGUGGUGUAAUAGCUGACCCUGUGGACUUGGGCACAUGAAAUAACGGAAAUCUAAACAAUUUCCCAACAGAGGCCAGAGAAGGUACACUGAACCCAGCUCAUGACUGUUUGAGCAGAUGAGGCAACUUGAUCCGGUUGACCCCCGAGCACAGAAUAACACACAGCAAGCCUGUUGACUGACAUCAAACAUUAGUUGCACCGACGCUUACGUCAUUAACUCAAUGCCAGAGUGGAAACUAGACCCAGUCAGGCUUGUAUUGGAGAGUUGGUCUCUGAAUGUGCUGAUAGACGGGCGACUAUAGCUUAAUGGUGUGUAUGUGUGUGUGGGAGGCGAGAUGUUUGGAAUCCCAAAGUCAUUAGGCGCUGUUUUCAUUAAACGGGAGACGUGCUGAGAAAGCCAAACUUUUCAGUGGAAGACAGCCAGCGACUCUCAAAAGAUAAACCCGAAAACCACAAAAAAACAAAUAAAAAAGGUUUUGAUGGUAAUGAUCUGUUUAGAAGAGCAGCAGAGUAACAAAUGGCAAACUACUCACGUGUUUAUUUCCCGACAAUAAAAGACGUUGGCGGCUGGCCGGGCGAUGCCGCACUGAUCCGUAAAUUCUUCAAUGGCCGGGUGGCGAAACAAAUUGGCAGCGGCGACGACCCCGCUUGAUUGAAAACAGUUUGGUCGUGUAAAUAGGAACAUGCUUUCCGCUAACCUGGCACAUGUGCAAACACGCAGGUUGGCCGACCAAUAAGGUCAGCAAACUCGUUGAUUGUUUUUAGGAACCUCUCACUAUGUCUUUUUUCUGGAACCCUUGCCACUGUACAAGUUUAUCAUCCGUAUCCAUAUCGUUAAUAGGUGUUGACGAUAAUUAGGCUAAAACAAGGUCGCCACUCUUGGCACGCCAUCAUAGUCAAUGUGACCAUGAGUCUCCUUUAAGAUAAACAUUUUACACUGCAAGACACUCUAAUUUUCAUGAAGAUGAUUUUAAUCUACAUUUAAAACCCUUCCUUGUGGCCCAUAUAUUAAAUAUGAUAUGGUCUGAAAAUUGCGUACAUUUUGCUCCACAGCUGCAGUUACAAGCCAUUUUGUCUGCAAGAUGUUCAGGAGGCCUUUCUCAGACUGCAAAUGAAACUAAGACUCUCUCCAGAACUAUCAUAAUAUAUCUUAUUUUUAUUUUUAUUUUUAUUUUUUUAAAUCAAUCCAACAAAAUAAUACACAAUAAUACCAGAAUAAUACAGUUCCAAUUCCAAAACCAAACCCAGCAACUUUCAGAAUAGCAAUCAACAGAGCAAUUGAGAGGACACACAAACAUGACACAAAACAAUCCAAAAGUCAUCAAACAAAAAAUAAUAAUAUCAACAACAGUAUCAAUAUUAAUAAGAAUUCCAACAAAACAGAGAUUAGAAAUCCCUCAUUGACAUUAUCAUCACAGCCAUUUAUAUAAAAAAAAAAACAUUUAAAAAAUAGUGUCACAGUGGCUUACACUUGCAUCACAUCUCAUAAGCUUGACAACACCUUGUGUCCAAUAUUUUACACAUAAUUUAUCUUUUGAAAAUGUACCUUGUUUAAAUAUAUAUUUUGAAACUGUAUUUAUUUUUCCAUACUUCAGAAACAUAUUGAUUCACCCGGUCACAACAUUAGGUACACCUGCACACUCGCCGAUCGAUUCAGAGCGCAGAGUAGCAGCAUUUUCGUCACUGCAUGUCGCACGUCUGUGUUAUUGUGCACAUGUCAAAAUUGUAUAAAAAAAAAUACUUCAUCUUACCUUAUUUUGUGUUUCCCCCUAUCCUGAAGCAGCUCUGUCUGAGAGCUUGACUUCAUGUCCAAAUAAGUGUUACCACCUAGUUGUGACGUCACAACAGACUGCAAAACCCCGCCAACAGAGGCAUCCAAAAACUGCAUGCAAGCUUACGCCAAAAUGCAAGAACCUUAUGAUUUGACACUUUGACAGUGUUUAACACAAGUAUCCAACAACAUUUAUAAAAGACAAAAUGCAUCAUAGUUCCUCUUUGACUGUAUUGCUGUAGAAUUUGGUUAGAUUAGGACACAAGGACACACAAUCUGCCUCCCGUAUUUAUGUACAAAAAUAUUUGUACAGUUGCCAGAUCAUAUUGUAUAUCAUUUCCUCAUUAUUGCGUUUCCCCUUUUAAAUGUAUUCAACACAAGCAUGUCAAACUUGCUAUCAUUGAGGGCCGCAUCACUGUUAUAGCCGCUUGUAACAGUGAAUAUAUAUCACUAUUGCUAUUAGUAAUAGCAAUCAAAUUCAUAUGAAUUUGAUUAUUUAAGUCAAGCAAAUAUUUAGGUAUUUAUUUUCAUUUUAACAAAUGUUUGGAAUAUAUUACUUCUGCAGCUAUCGAUUGUUUGAUUAAUUAAGUAAUCGAAUAAAACACACUUCCUAGCCUCAAUGCGUAUUUUAAGGGAAGUAGUUGAAAUAAACAACCUUUCUGCUCGCCAUAUCCUUCAUGCUAUUCGUCUGAUAAAUGCAUCCAAACAACAUUGAAUUGCACUUUUAAUGUGUGUGCAAUAAGAAAAUAAUUUAGAAAAAAACACCAUCGCUCUGCACCGCAUUGCAGCGGCCGUACGGAAACUACAGCAUGUCCACAUAUUCAAAGUUCUGGGCACUCCAUGCAGUCCAGAUUUGAUUUACCUUUAUUAGUUACGCUUAUUAAAUGAUUAAUCAAAUCAACAAAGCUUUUCUCUCACCAAAUUAAUCGAUUGUAUUGAUUCAUUGUUGCAUCCCUUGAAUAUAAGAUAAUAUAAUGAUUAAGACUGUCUUUGACUAAAGAUUUUUAGAGUCAAAUCUGAUUUGUUACAUUGUGUCAAAAGUCGACAAUCAGUCGAAUUUAUGGCGUUUUUAUUUCUUUUUUUUAAUGAAAAAUAAACAGAUGAUGAUGAUACUAAUCCGUAGAUUGUACUUUAUGCUGACUGGUCACUGGAGGUCAGCAAUGUCACAUGGAUGUGCUCUAGUACAUUUAUCUAUAAGAAGGAAAAUAGUUUUUCAUUAAAGUUAAAAGUUAAAGUUAAAGUACCAAUGAUUGUCACACACACACUAGGUGUAGCGAAAUUAUUCUCUGCAUUUGACCCAUCACCCUUGAUCACCCCCUGGGAGGUGAGGGGAGCAGUGGGCAGCAGCAGUGGCCGCGCCCGGGAAUCAUUUUGGUGAUUUAACCCCCAAUUCCAACCCUUGACGCUGAGUGCCAAGCAGGGAGGUAAUGGGUCCCAUUUUUAUAGUCUUUGGUAUGACUCGGCCGGGGUUUGAACUCACAACCUACCGAUCUCAGGGAGGACACUCUAACCACAAGGCCACUGAGUAGGUGAAAGUAAAAUGAACAAAACAAACAACUACAUUUUAAACGUGUUUCACUUUAGAAAGAAGUUUGUGAGGUUCUCGAUCUGGCGCAGCACCAAGAGGACAUCAAACUUGAUUAAAUAGACAAAAAAAAAAGUCGGAAAACAGUUUCUUUAUGUGAAUCAGCGAAAUUAACAUUAACCUUGAACUGCACCUCCCAGCACAUCCUGGCAGGCGCCAUGUGCGUCUUCCACGGGAUUCGGCCGACAAAAGGCGCUCGAUGGCACGGCGAGCUUCGUGUCUUGGCAGAGCCUCGAUCACGUCCCCUAUGUAGUAGAAACAGCCUCCCAACACUAUUAGUCAAAUAUAAUUGUGUGCAGACAAAUAGAUUUUGUAUAAUAAGAGAUGUGAAAGGCCAAAACGCGCCAACUGAUUGCAAGACACCACACAAGGAACCGAUGACUGCAAGCAGCGAUUGCGCUCUUGUGACACCCACUUGGCUCUCCAAGUACCACCAUAAUGACCAACAUUAAAAUACAGUUGCGUAGUAGGCCUACGUAUUCAUUAAAAACAAGGCAGAGGUUUUAUUUAACAAGCAUAUUUUAUGUUUUUGGCCACUGUAACAUUACGCACAGUUUGAACAGUAACACUGUGUUUGAAAAUGUAAUUAAGUGAUAAUUUGCCAUACCACGAGAUGGAGCCUUAGUACCACAGUUUGAGAAUCACUGCUCUAAAAAAAAUAUUCACCUGCACAAAAUAAUAUUUUAUUAAUAUAUUUUUUUUAAUACGCAAUCGAUCUAUCCUCCCAACACACCUGCGGUACUUAAGGGGCUUCAGCCUUUACUCGCCUUCCUCCCAUGGGGGUUUAAUAUCCGACGAUGCGACAGCGAGGUCGAUGGUUGACUCAGACCCCUCCAAAUCGAGUCGUCAAUCAUUUGAAGACAGCCCAAAUAAAAAUUGUUGCAUUGUCAGAUAUUUAAGUUUUUAAAAAAUGCCAACUUUGCCCUCACUUCCAUUGAAUUCUGGCUCAAUGUUUAUGAUUGUAACAAAAUGUACUGAGUUGUCAGCUUUUACAUGGCAGUCAACUAUUGGUUUAUGUGGCAUAUUCAUCAAAGCAUGUUAGUGCAGAUACAUGUGAAAAUGUUGUGCAAUCUAGCACGUUUUUCACAAUUCCUGACUAAAUCGCUCUUAUUUUGAGUUCUUCUGACAUCUUCCCACUAUUAUAAAAAGUAAUGCUUUAACAAAGAAAAAAUUAAUUAGAGCAUCGGUCAAAUUAAAAGGUCCCCAUAACAACCCGAGGAAAAAAAUAAUAAAAUGUCUUAUGUAAUUCUAAAUUUUGCAGAUUUAAUUAGGAAUGUUCUGGAGAGAAAGCAUUGCCCUUUUCAGCUGUAUCAAACAAUUUGUGCACAGUGACCUUAUCUUCCAUGUAGAUAUGAGGUUUUCUGCGGUGGAAAUGAGGUCAUCCUGCAGUGUCAGGUUGACUUUGAAGCACAUUUCUGCUUGGUCAAUUAUAAUCCUUUUUUUCAUAUAGUCUGACAUUGUGUGUAACUACAGUUGAGCACAUUUGGCAACUAAAUAUUUCAAAGCAUUCUGGUCUCCCACAAAACACACUUUUACCACACAUUUGCAUGUUACAGAUACCUCAGAGAUUUGAAUACAAUAUAUCCGAAUUAGAAAUGAGUGAUAUGGUGAAGUAUUUUUGGAAUUCAGCGCAUUCCGUAAAAGCAAGGAUGUGACUUGGUCUGAAUAGUGUUUUUUUACACAAUAGGCCACACACACACACACGCAAACACACACACACACACACACACACACACACACACACACACACACACACACACACACACACACACACACACACACACACACACACACAGAUUAUUGUAUUUGCUACCUUCUUGAGACCUCCGGAAAAAAAGGACCACCCUUUCUAGAUAUAUCAAUAUUUGUAUUUACAACAUUAAUAAUGUAUACAUACUAUGCAAAUAUAAAAAAGUUUGUUGUGAAAAAUUAGUUGAAAUUUCACAAGAAAAAGGUCACAUUUUCACAAGAAAAACGUAUAAUUUUGGAAGUAUUAUAAUAAAAGUCGUAAUUUUACUCAACGCAAGUCAAAAUUUUACAAGAAAAUCGAAACAUUUUACUCGACAAAAGUCACAAUUUUAUAACAAAACAUUAAAAUGUUGGCAAUAUUAUAAUAAUAAUCGGAAUGUUACUCAAAAAAAUGUCACAAUUUUACAAGAACAGCAAAACAAUUGGCAAUAUUGUGAUAAAAGUCAGAAUUUUAUAUGACGAAUGUCACCAUUUUGCAUUAAAAAGUAAUAAUUUUACAUAAAGAAGUAAUCAUUUACGAGAAAAUAAUGCAAUAUUACAGAGGAUUCUUAAUAGGACUAGUUGUUAAAGAUCCCUAAAUAUUCAGCACAACAAUUAAAUGGGGUUGGAGAUGUCCUCUUGGGUUUGGUGGAGUCUGGCAAUAAUCACGUGGUGCCACCAGUACAACACAUCUUCAGUUGUGUUCCCCGACGUCAUUGGGCGUUUCGGCCAUUUAUCACAAGACACCCUCUGCCGAGGUUGACCCACCACAGGCUGAUCAGACCUGGGUGUGUGUUGCAUGGUGGCACCACGUGGUUAUUUGGCAGCCCAUGCUGCAUCCCUGCGCUUCAGCCACAGCCAGUGACUGCUCCGUUCUGCUGCGGUGGCAAGUUCUUCAAUGGCCUUACGUUGGGCCUGUCCUCUGAUUCCUACUUCUUUCAGGAACCUUGUGAUGGAACUGGCUACAAAGCCUCUGCAGCCCACCUCCACUGGCCACACCUUCACGUUCCAGCCCCGUGCCUCUGCUUCAGCUGCCAAGUUGGCAUAUCGCAGCCUCUUCCGUUUGAAUGCCUCAUUGAUGGCGUCCUCCCAUGGGACCGUUAGCUCAACGAUGAAGACACGGCGGCAGGACAUGGACCAGAGGACCAGGUCUGGGCGCAGGCUGGUUGCUGCAAUUUCGGGUGGGAAGAUAAGCCUCUGGCUGAGGUCUACCCGCAUUUCCCAAUCUCGGGCUGCGUUCAGUUGGCCUAAGUCUGGAGGUGAUGGCUUGGUACGCCGUUUCUCUCCUUCCCGGAUGGAAGUUGUUUUGCGUGGGAAGGUAGCCUGAGCAUUUAGAGGCAUGGCAUUGGUGACUACUCUCUUAUUCUCAAGUUCGGCAGCCAAGCACUUCAGUACCUGGUUGUGGCGCCAGGUGUAUCUCCCUUGAGUCAGACUGGUCUUGCAAUUACCAAGAUGUGUUUGAGGGUUGCUGGGGCUGUACACUGGAGACAGGCUGGGUCCUCUCCAUACCAGAGAUGUAGGUUGGUUGGAGAGGGCCGGACAUCAUAUGUGGCUCUAAUGAUGAAACUUAAUCUUUUAGACUCCAUGCUCCAUAUUUCGUUCCACGUGAUUGUUCUCCUCUCCUCUCACCUUGUCCAGCGGCCCUGCUGGGCUUGGGAGACUGCCUUGGCACACCUGGCUGCUUCCUCCUGGUGGCGCACUUCCUCCACCACCAUGUGCCGCCGUUCGGUUGCAGUUGCCUUUUGCCACGUGGGUGUUGUUGGUUCCAAACCAAGGCCCCCUCUGCCAUAUUGGACAUGCCCCACUACAUCCCGGUGUCUGAGGGCAGUCUUUGCCACUGCGACUGCUGCAGAUGGAUUCCAUUUCCUCCCUGCCGCUAGGGUUGGAGCAGCACCUCUGACGAAUGGGUCCCGGGAUUCUGUGAGAGUCAUUUCCAGCCUUGAUUUGGCACAUUUGUACUCCUCCACCACGCUUGAGAUCGGUAGGGAGAGGGCUCCGUUGCCAUACAGGCCUACGCUGCUAAGACAUCUCGGCAGUCCAAGCCAUUUCCUCACUUGUGCAUUCACCAGCCUCUCCAGCCGAUUGGCAUGGGAUAGAGCGACCUCAUAGAUGGAAAUUGGCCACAUGAGACGGGGCAGCAGCCCAAACUGAAAGCACCACAGCUUCAGCUUCCCAGGGAGAGUAGUGUUAUUGAUCUGAUUGAGUCCACUGAUUGUAUCCUACCUGAGUUGGUCCACCUGCUUAGAGUCUUUGAGUUCUGCGCUAUACCAGCGGCCAAGGCUUUUGAUAGACUUUUCUAGAACUGUUGGUAUUGGCUCGUUGUUGAUGUGGAACCUCUCAUUGGUAAGCUGGCCCUUGAUGAUGGAGAUACUGCGGGAUUUGCUUGGUUUAACCUCCAUUCGUGCCCAUUUGAUGUUUCCCUGGAGUUUAUCUAUCAGGCGUUUGGUGCAUGUAUUUGUUGUUGUUAUUAUCGUCAUGUCGUCCAUGUACGCCCUUAUUGGAGGAAGACGCAGCCCGCUCUUCAACCGCUCCCCUCCAACCACCCAUCGAGAUGCUCGAAUAAUAACAGAAACAGAAAGAAUAUGAGAAAUUGUUCCCAAUUUUAUAAGAAAAAAGUCGACACAUUGUGAGAAAAAGACUGCUUUUAGUAUUUUUUAAAUUUUUUUAAGUUUUUUGUUUGUAAUUGGUUUUUAAUCUUCAUUAUUUACUUCAAGUUAUUACAGUAUGUCUCUAUGUACACAUUUAUUCUAUUUUUUUUAUUUAUUGAUUUUGGCCAAAGGGGACACAUUUCAAUGUCUUACACACACUUGUUAUUUCAUAUGUUGACCAGAGGGGGAGCACUUUUAAAACUGACACACAGUCAAUUUGAAAAAUCCCUCCUUUUUGGGACUACCCUAAUUUUGAUAGAUUUCACCACCAGGGGUGCAGAUGAGACAUUCUAUUUUAGAUGCAAUGGUUUUCCGUAUUGGGACCAUGAUUUAUGUCCUAACUUGUUCACCGGUCCUCAUAUGGAAGGUACUUUUCCUUGUUGAUGUCUCAAGAAGGGUAGAAAUACUAGAAUACACACACACACACACACCAAGAAGGGUAGAAAUACUAGAAUACACACACACACACACACACAUGCACACACACACACACACACACACACACACACACACACACACACACACACACACACACACACUUGAGUCACGAUAAUGUCUGCAUGCACACGCACCCACACACACACACACACACAACACACACACACACACACACACACACACACACACACACACACACACACACACACACACACACACACACACACACACACACACACACACACACACACACACACACUCGAGUCACGAUAAUGUCUGCACGGAUGUAUUUCUCCCUCUGAUGCAUCAGACAGAUGUAACCUCUCAGCAACAAGAAGACUCAAUGACACCAUUCAACUGCCUCAGUGCAUCCAAAAAGUCUUCACAGUAAUGAGCUUUUUUCACAUUUUGUUAUGUUACAGCGUUCUUCCAAAAUGGAAUAAAUUCACAAUUGUCCUCAAAAUUCUACACACAAUACACAUUGAAAAUGUGAGAUUUUUUUUUAUUUUUGCAAAUCUAUCAAAAAUUUAAAAAAAUAAAAUAUACAUGUAAAUAAGUAGUCAUAUCCUAUGCUCAAUGUUUCCAUUUCAUUUUCAUUUAUUCAUUUAUUUCGGACAAUGACACAAAAAAGUACAAGGUAGACAAGAUGUAAUAAUAUAAAUUAAUAUAGUGCAAAAGGUAAUGUACAGUAUGUCAGCAUGAUGAUCCAGUUUUGCCUGAAAGGGAGUGAGAAUAAAAUAGUUUAUUUAAUCCCACACCCAGUUCUCCAUACAGUGAUUAAUACAUUGAGCUUCCCUGUUACUUUGUUUCGGGAUUAUAAUACAAAUGUUGUAUCAUGGUGGCAUUACCACAGGUAACAAUAAUUAUUACACUGUAACAAUAAUUUGUAUCAACAAUGUAGGAAUAAUCAAUAUACCAACAAUGGUAAUAGACAACAUAGCAACAAUGGUAAGGAAACAUUGAGCACAUGUUAACUCUAUGAGACAGAUUACAACAGCAGGUCAAAUUAAAGACCCUCGACUUGUCCAGGGUGUACCCCGCCCUCCGCCCGAUUGUAGCUGAGAUAGGCUCCAGCACCCCCCGCGACCCCAAAGGGAAUAAGCGGUAGAAAAUGGAUGGAUGGAUGGAUGGAUCUCUAUAUUUGAACCAGACCCCAUGUUUGUAUAAUAGUUUAAAUCGAUUAAUAGUUUGGCAGUGCUUGUGUUGUAAGUCCAGUUUGUUCCAUAGUUUUACUCCGCAUACAGACACACAAAACCGUUUACGAGUGGUUUGAGCACUCGGCAAUGAGAAAUAUCCGAAUCCUUUCCAGUUAUAAAAAAAGGUUAGGCGGCAAUAAUUUGUUAAAUUCUUUAUAUAAGAUUAUUAAUGUAUUAUAUUUAACAAAAUCAUCAAAUUUGAGCAACUUUGAUUGCAUAUACAGAUUAUGAGUAUGUACUAAAUAAACAAUGUCAGUACUUUGUUGAUGCACCUUUGGCAGCAAUUAAAGCCUCAAGUCUUUUUGAAUACGAUGCCACAAUUUUGGCACACCUCUCUUUGGGCAGUUUUGCCAAAAUACCUCUUAGCAGCACCUCCUACGCUCGAUUAGAUUGGAGGGUUUUCAUCCAUGCUGCAUCUGUACAUUUCUGCAUUCAUCUUUCUCUCUAUCCUUUUUUGUUAUCUACAUAAGAAAAUGUGGAAAAAGCGAAGCACCGUGAAUACUUUCCGGAUGCACUGUAUUAGUAAUAUCCACAAAUCGAAACAUUGCCCCUCUCUAUAUAAAACCAAAUCCCCGCGUAUACACUCAUUGUCAAUCAUUUACUCCCAUUCUUAUGUCCACCCACUCCUUUGUUUUGCUCGCACAGAAUCAUGCAAACCGAAAACCGUCUUCGGACUGACAUGAACUGAAAGAAAACAAGACUCUCGGUGCAUGCAGUAAAUGGGCCGUUGUGAUGUUUGAUCCGUGUUGACAGGACGGUUUGAACCAAAACUAAUGUAAAUGUAGCGUGAUGAUAUGUCACAUGUAGACACUUGUGUUUUUUUCUCUGUGCAAAGAGGAAUCUAAAUAUCUGAUAAAAUGAGGUCACAUUACGAGAGUUUUCCAUGUGUUUAAUCAUUGGGGUUGACAUGUAGCUCACAUCGCGGCUACACACCACACCACCACCACAUAUGUACAUCUCAGUUGUCUAUACAAUUCGCCUGGCUGUCAAUUUAUAGCGGGGAACGGGGUUGGUUGUCACACUUUUUACUCGAGUGCAAAAUUGCUCAUCGUCAAAACAUUCUUUCAAGAGUCAUUCGAACAUUAAAUUGAAGUUUAGAUUAUUGGCUUGAAAUGUGUACCCUUCUUGUUAUUUUCCAACUAAACUUUUAAAGACCCUUGUGACUAAUGGGACACAAUUAAAUGAAUACAUCUAUAAAUAAUUACUUAAAUGUGUCAUUAAUUAAUUAUAAUUGGCCUUAAGUACAUACAUAUUCAAUUAAAUGUGUCAUCAAUUUAUUUAAUGUAAAAUUACAUUAAAUAAUCUAAUUAAUUCAUUAUUUAUUCCAUUAUUUAAAUAUUUCGUGAUUUAAUCUAUCAUGGAUUUCUUUAUUUAAUAUUUUGUUUAAUCAAUGACACAUUUAAGUAAUUAUUUUAUAGUUUUUUAAUUUUGUCUCAUUUGGCCCACCAUACUAGGGAUAUUCCUAACAGGGUUUUAUGCUUCUGAUUCAAAUAGACUAUCCAAACGUAAGAUCGGCCGUUACUAAUACCAAUAACAAUCAUAUGUAUUAACUGUAAAUUGUUAUUGACAGUACAUCAUUUGCUAGCAUUUAAGUACCGCCAGGAUGAGAAAGUUCAGAGUGUAUAAAGCAUUUUUGGAAUCCCAUUUUACUUCAGACCAAAAUAAUGUUUUGACUCAUUAUACUAAACUGCUAUUAGGUUUGGAAUCAGCUUAAACAAAAAACAAAACAAAAAUUUAAACCAGUUUUAUUACUAAUCUUAUGUAUUACUAUACUUUACUUUUACCCCAGUAACCUAGCACUUGAACAUUUAAUAUAAAGAUAACUCAU
Messenger RNA from Nerophis lumbriciformis (worm pipefish), 12730 nucleotides. Its product is annotated as somatostatin receptor type 2-like. Gene Ontology annotation, biological process: cellular response to estradiol stimulus; neuropeptide signaling pathway; cellular response to glucocorticoid stimulus. Gene Ontology annotation, molecular function: neuropeptide binding; somatostatin receptor activity. Gene Ontology annotation, cellular component: plasma membrane; neuron projection. NCBI's taxonomy places the organism in Eukaryota, Metazoa, Chordata, Actinopteri, Syngnathiformes, Syngnathidae. The record is from RefSeq and is a predicted model, not a curated record.